This is a messenger RNA of Cannabis sativa, 1664 nucleotides long. RefSeq lists its product as uncharacterized. The coding region runs from base 301 to 1236 and encodes 311 amino acids. The transcript is spliced from 2 exons. The record is from RefSeq and is a predicted model, not a curated record. NCBI's taxonomy places the organism in Eukaryota, Viridiplantae, Streptophyta, Magnoliopsida, Rosales, Cannabaceae.
GGUGCUUCUAUGGACGCCAUUUUGGCCGAACUUGCUGGGGUUCACACUCCUGAGGCUCCUCCUCCCUUUACUUCUUCCCCGAUGGCCCCCGCUUUAAAGAUUUCUUCCAGUGCUCCUCCAGACACUAUUGAUUUAGUGGAUGACGAGGAGGUCUUUGCUUAGGGAGAAGGUCAAGAAAAGCAAUGGGGCUUUUCUGAGGAAGUUGAAGAAGGUGCAGGAGGACUCCAGGCUCUUCCUGAGGAAGUUGAAGAGGGUGAAGAAGAGCAAGAAAUUGCUCUGAUUCGCAAGCGUAAAGGCAAAAUGAUUGCCCAGGAGGAGCCCAAGCCGCCUCAGAGGGCUGAUACUCCGGCCCACGGUCUUGAUGGUGGGGGCUCUCCCAUGGAAGAACAUACUGCCCCUCCCAACAUUGUGCUGACUCCGGUUCCUGGAGACGAGGCGAGACAGGAGCUCCGGAUAGCUAAACACAACUACGCCAUGGAUGAAUACUCCCGGGGGUAUGCUGAGGUGGAAGCCCUUAGGAGGGUUCUGCGGGUUGAGGUGCAAAACACCAUCAAUAACCCGGAGUACCAGAAUCCGUGGGACCUAAAUUUGGACCCCCUAUCGGACUGGUUCGGUUGCUUCCUUGGGCCCACCUUAGCUCCCUUUGCUGCGGAGAUGACUGGCGAGUUUGCGUCUCAGCUUACCCGGUGUGCGCCUAAGCGGUUCGCUGCUUGUGCAUCCUUGAACUCCAUCUUCCAAGUCCAGGAUCUCAGCCACUCCCUCACUGUGCUUGCUGCCGAAGCUGGCCGUCUCUCCAAGAACAUAAUCAACCAUGGCUUCAACCUGUCUGAUUUUGGGGACAUGAACGAAAUCAGGAAGGUUCUUCAGGAUCUUACUACUGAGAGGCAGCUUUACCAAGAGGCUGCUGAGCGCCGGGAGGCCGCUGCCAAAGCCAAUGAGGAAGAGGCUAAGCGGAGGGAAGCCCAGGCGGAGGCGAUGAUCCGGGAGGAGGCCCUGCGGAGAGACAGGCUGGAGGCCAAGCACCAAGAGGAGCUGAGGGCGGAAGGUGAGGCCACUGCAAAGGCCAGGCGGGAGCUUCGGGAGGCCAGGGAAGCCUUGGACGAGAUGGUUGCCAAGGUGAGAUCCUUAGAGGAAACUCACCGGGCAAACUUAGAAUCCAGGGCCACUCUGGCCGCGGAGCCGAUGGAGCUCGGUGGACUUCAAGGAACAAGCCUCAAAGAAGGCAAAAAGGGCUGAGCUUCUUUCUCCCGUUUCCUGCGGCCGGUGCCCUAAGCGCUUCGACGAUGGCAUCUUCAUGGCUUGGUCUACCAAUGCCCAAAAUAUUAAGCUUACCUUCUACCCCAAACCUGAGGAGAUGAUUGCCAAAUUUCGGGAGAAGAAGAAAAAGCUUGAUGCCAUGGUGGAGGCACGCAUCGGACCUCGUCUCCCUCCGCGCAUUGAUUAGGCCGCUCGAGAUUAACCCAGUACAACCAGGAUUUCACCCACUUCUCUUUUUUUUUUUAUAUAUAUAUUUGUUUAUAUACAGCUAUUUUGAGACAAUACAUUUAUAUAGCUGUUUUUAUUUAGAGGGGAGACAAUUUCUAAGGCCUGUCCCCGGGCCAUUUGUAUAUAUUUUGACCUGCCCUUUAGGGCUAGGAUAUUUAUACGUGAUCUUUUUUGAUGCA